UGAGAUAUUGUUUUCAGACAGAAUCAGUUUGGCAGGUGCUGAUAGAAGUGACAGAGUUUGUCACUUCAAGGGCCAACAACUGUGGCUGAAGCCAUGGGAUUUCUCUUAAGAUUUCUGCUGUUGUCCUUGCUAGCAGUUGGAAGACAACAAGCAAAUGCUUACAGGAUUGGAGCUACGAAGUAUGGCGAUAAUGUGCCAGUUGCAGGCUAUGAACCAGAUUCAAGUAGCCUCAACAAUGGAGACAAAUCUUUAUGGCGCACAGGGCCAUUAGACAGUGGAUCACAGGAAACAAACUACCAGUUUGUGCCAAACCUACAGCAUUUGUUCAGAUUCCCCCAGCAUCCUUAUGACCAGCCCCAGCAACCACAGCCACGGGGGCACCAGCAGCCUCAACUGCAGGGGCCCCAACUGAAUAGCUAUCUGCUGCCUAGCUUCCUGCCUCAUCCCCAACCGCGGGUGCUCCAGCGGCCUCUGCCCCAUCCACAGACUCACCUGCUGCAUAGCUACCUGCCCAAGCAGCCUCAGUUGCCCCAGCUGCCCAGCUACCCGCCCAACCCGUUUCAGCCAGAGGAGCCCCAGCACCCUAGCUACCCGCCCAAGCGGCCCCAGAUUCCCCAGCACCCUAGCUACCCGCCCAACCCGUUUCAGCCUCAGGUGCUCCAGCUGCCCAGCUACCCGCCCAACCCGUUUCAGCCAGAGGAGCCCCAGCACCCUAGCUACCCGCCCAAGCGGCCCCAGAUUCCCCAGCACCCUAGCUACCCGCCCAACCAGUUUCAGCCUCAGGUGCUCCAGCUGCCUAGCUACCCGCCCCAGCAGCCCAGCUACCCGCCCAAGCGGCCUGAGCCCCAGGUGCCCCAGCAGCCUCAGGUGCCCCAGCUGCCCAGCUACCCGCCCAAGCGGCCUAGUUACCCGCCCAACCAGUUUCAGCCCCAGGUGCCCCGGCGGCCCAGCCACCCGCCCCAGCGGCCUGAGCCCCAGGUGCCCCGGCGGCCCAGCCACCCGCCCCAGCGGCCUGAGCCCCAGGUGCCCCGGCGGCCCAGCCACCCGCCUGAGCCAGAGGAGCCCCAGCGGCCCAGCCACCCGCCCCAGCGGCCUGAGCCCCAGGUGCCCCAGCUGCCCAGCCACCCGCACAAGCGGCCUAGUUACCCGCCCAACCAGUUUCAGCCUCAGGUGCUCCAGCUGCCUAGUUACCCGCCCAACCAGUUUCAGCCUCAGGUGCUCCAGCACCCUAGCUACCCGCACAAGCGGCCUAGUUACCCGCCCAACCAGUUUCAGCCCCAGGUGCCCCAGCAGCCCCAGGUGCCCCAGCGGCCCAGCCACCCGCCCCAGCAGCCCCAGGUGCCCCAGCAGCCCCAGGUGCCCCAGCAGCCCCAGGUGCCCCAGCGGCCCAGCCACCCGCCCCAGCAGCCCCAGGUGCCCCAGCAGCCCCAGGUGCCCCAGCGGCCCGGCCACCCGCCCCAGCGGCCUGAGCCCCAGGUGCCCCAGCUGCCCAGCCACCCGCCCCAGCGGCCUGAGCCCCAGGUGCCCCAGCUGCCCAGCUACCUGCACAAGCGGCCUAGUUACCCGCCUAACCAGUUUCAGCCUCAGGUGCUCCAGCUGCCUAGUUACCCGCCCAACCAGUUUCAGCCUCAGGUGCCCCAGCUGCCCAGCUACCCGCACAAGCGGCCUAGUUACCCGCCCAACCAGUUUCAGCCCCAGGUGCCCCAGCAGCCCCACCCCCCGCCCCAGCGGCCUGAGCCCCAGGUGCCCCAGCGGCCCGGCCACCCGCCCCAGCGGCCUGAGCCAGAGGAGCCCCAGCGGCCCCAGGUGCCCCAGCGGCCCAGCCACCCGCCCCAGCGGCCUGAGCCCCAGGUGCCCCAGCUGCCCAGCUACCUGCACAAGCGGCCUAGUUACCCGCCCAACCAGUUUCAGCCUCAGGUGCUCCAGCUGCCUAGUUACCCGCCCAACCAGUUUCAGCCUCAGGUGCCCCAGCUGCCCAGCUACCCGCACAAGCGGCCUAGUUACCCGCCCAACCAGUUUCAGCCCCAGGUGCCCCAGCAGCCCCACCCCCCGCCCCAGCGGCCUGAGCCCCAGGUGCCCCAGCAGCCCCAGGUGCCCCAGCGGCCCAGCCAGCGGCCCCAGCGGCCCAGCCACCCGCCCCAGCGGCCCCAGGUGCCCCAGCGGCCCGGCCACCCGCCCCAGCGGCCUGAGCCAGAGGAGCCCCAGCGGCCUGAGCCCCAGGUGCCCCAGCUGCCCAGCUACCCGCACAAGCGGCCUAGUUACCCGCCCAACCAGUUUCAGCCCCAGGUGCCCCAGCAGCCCCACCCCCCGCCCCAGCGGCCUGAGCCCCAGGUGCCCCAGCGGCCCGGCCACCCGCCCCAGCGGCCUGAGCCCGAGGAGCCCCAGGUGCCCCAGCGGCCCGGCCACCCGCCCCAGCGGCCUGAGCCAGAGGAGCCCCAGCGGCCCCAGGUGCCCCAGCGGCCUGAGCCAGAGGAGCCCCAGCUGCCCAGCCACCCGCACAAGCGGCCUAGUUACCCGCCCAACCAGUUUCAGCCUCAGGUGCUCCAGCUGCCCAGCUACCCGCCCAACCAGUUUCAGCCUCAGGUGCUCCAGCUGCCCAGCUACCCGCCCCAGCAGCCCCGCCCCCCGCCCAAGCGGCCUGAGCCCCAGGUGCCCCAGCAGCCCCGCCCCCCGCCCCAGCAGCCCAGCUACCCGCCCCAGCGGCCUGAGCCCCAGGUGCCCCAGCAGCCCAGCUACCCGCCCCAGCGGCCUGAGCCCCAGGUGCCCCAGCAGCCUCAGGUGCCCCAGCAGCCCAGCUACCUGCCCAAGCAGCUGCCUAACUCUCUGCUGUCUCAGCUGCCUAGCUAUCUCCUCCAUCUGCUGCCCCAGCACCCCAGCCAUGUGCCCCACGAGCCAAGUUAUUUGCUCCAGCUGCUGCCCCAGCAGCCCCAUCCUCCUAGCUCUCUGCCCCACGUCCCCCAGCCCCAGGAGCCCAGUUACCGGUCUUUCUGGCCUCCUCAGUGGCCCAGCCACCAGCCACAGGGGGUACAUGUGCCGCUGCCGCACCGCUACAAACCCCAGUAUCCGCAGAUCAGUUACUCACCCCUGCAGCUGGAGGUUUCUAAGCAGCCACACUACAAUGGCUGGCCAACUGCGACACAAGGAGUUGCCCCUGAAAGGGAUACAAAUGGGCACUACAACAUGAAGAUGAAUCAAGGAUGACCUUCAGCUGACUCAUUGUAUGACUUAAAAUAAACCUUGAUCUGUAAUUACU
Micropterus salmoides (largemouth bass) is the source of this 3253-nucleotide messenger RNA. Its product is annotated as adhesive plaque matrix protein-like. The record is from RefSeq and is a predicted model, not a curated record. Lineage: Eukaryota; Metazoa; Chordata; Actinopteri; Centrarchiformes; Centrarchidae. Bases 94 to 3201 code for a protein of 1035 amino acids. The transcript has 7 exons.